Molecule: messenger RNA, 1596 nt
Organism: Umbelopsis ramanniana AG
Lineage: Eukaryota; Fungi; Mucoromycota; Umbelopsidomycetes; Umbelopsidales; Umbelopsidaceae
Exons: 5
Coding region: 1-1596 (531 amino acids)
Biological process (GO): transmembrane transport; amino acid transport
Cellular component (GO): membrane
Molecular function (GO): transmembrane transporter activity
Source: RefSeq, a predicted model, not a curated record
AUGAAAGAUUUUGAACAAGGAAACGUUGAUGCCUUCGAUGAGGACGCAAAGCAGUUGCGAUCCAUGGGUUAUAAGCAGGAAUUCAAACGAGAGUUCAAUGCCGUUUCCAUAUUUUGUUUUUCAUUCUCUAUUAUGGGCGUCUUGGCCUCUGUAUCUUCAACAAUCAAUUUCCCCAUGCUUUCCGGAGGUCCAGUUGCCAUGGUAUACGGCUGGAUUCUAGGCUCAUGUAUGGUAAUGUGUGUCGCGCUUUGCAUGGCUGAACUUGUCAGUGCUUGGCCAUCCUCUGGAGGACUUUAUUUUUUCGCUGCACGGCUAUCUCAGCAUCAUAAUAACGGCAAAUGGACACCUAUUGUCACUUGGAUGACAGGUUGGUUCAACAUCAUUGGCAAUAUGGCUCUCGUAGCGUCUAUCGAUUAUACACUUUCCACCAUGAUAGUUGCUGAAGUGGCUAUCGCAACCGACUUUACCUAUUCCCCGACUUUCGCCCAUACCUACGGUAUCUAUGCUGCAAUCUUGUUUCUACACGGCUUGAUGGGUAGUCUACCCACUCGAUGGCUUGCACGCGUCAACAAAGUAUAUGUCUAUUUCAACAUGGCAAGCACGCUGGUUGUGAUCGUCUGCCUUUUCGUUAUGGCGCCACAGAGGAACUCUGCAGAAUGGGUAUUUACCCACUUCGAUGCUGACACAGUUGGAUGGCCAGCUGGCAUGGCCUUCCUGCUAGGUCUCAUUGAUGUUAUGUGGACUUUGACUGGGUACGAUUGCGCCGCUCAUCUUUCAGAAGAAUGUAAAAACGCUUCUACAGCGGCACCAAGAGCCAUUGUUCAAUCUGUCAGCAGCGUUGCUAUUACAGGAUGGGUACUGAUUUUGGCCAUAGCUUUUACUGUUCCAAGCAUUGAUGAUGCCCUCGCCUCUGCAACUGGUAUGCCCAUGGCUCAAAUCCUCUAUGUCAACUGCGGAAAGUCAGCCACUCUCGUUCUUUGGUUUUGCGUUAUGCUGGUUCAAUUUUUCACUGGUUCUGCCACAGUCGUUGCUGCUUCGAGAGUCAUCUUUGCCUUUGCUCGUGACAAUGCUCUUCCUUUCAGCAAAUAUUGGAAAAAAAUCAACACAUAUACCCAUACUCCUAUUAAUGCUGUUUGGGCGUUAGUCACCUGCUCUGCAGCCUUAGGUUGUCUCGGAUUCAUCAAUUUGUCUGCACUGAAUGCCGUUUUCAACGUCGCUUCCAUUGGCCUCUAUAUCUCUUAUUCUAUUCCAAUCUUUUGCCGAAUCACCAUUGGCCGAAAAACGUUUGUACCUGGCUCAUUCAGCCUUGGAAGAUGGGCCGUUCCCAUUGGUACCGUGGCUUGCUUAUGGGUCACUUUUAUCAGCGUGAUUUUCUUAUUUCCUUUUGCACUUCCGGUUACCCCUCUUACCAUGAACUAUGCUGUGGUGGUCAUAGGAAUCAUCGUGCUUGGAGCUGGUCUCUGGUUUGUGAUUGAUGCACGAAAAUGGUUCCAUGGCCCAGUCAUCAACGUGGAUGACAGCUCAAUGUCAUCAGAAGCAGAUAGCAUCGAUGAAAAGCAUGAGCAACAUGUCGAUAAGGUUGAGGAAGCCAAUUGA